AUGUCCCGUCCGACCAUCCCUGGGUCCCUUGCGGAGCGCAUAGCUGUCGACUUAAGAAACCUCCAGCAAUCUCGCCCAGAGGCGUCUGAAAUAUUCAGCUCACACAUCGCGAGAAUACCAGACGUCACUCCAAGCAGUGACAUUGUAGAGUACGCAUUAUAUCCUACAGAAAGCGGCGAUACUUGGAGUGAAGCCCCAUUGCAUCCUACUGCAACCGGUGACCAAAAGGACAGCGCAGGCGCCCUGCCAGUUCCUAUUAGGAGACUAGGGAACCCCAAACCCUUGCGAAGAGCUUCGAGCGAUUGUGGAAGUGGUGAUGAGUAUGAAGCAUCUGAUUCCGAUGACGCAAUUGAUUCCGAUGACGGCAAAUCUAUCGAUGGCAACGACGGUCUGAAGAACACCCAUGAGUAUCCCUGCAGCCCGCAGGACUUCGAUCAUCCAAUCGGCCAAUGGCAUCUCGACACCUGGUCCGACUCUUUGUACUCCUCCGCUUACUCGUCCCGACCCCCUACGAGCGUAGCUGAAUGGCGGAAGAUGCAAUUUGAUAUGGCUUCGCAUUUUCCAAAAUCUAGGAAAUUUGACGGCUCCUUCGAUAAAUCCGAAUCCUCAAGGCCCGGUAUACUGGAAGUUGCCAGCCCCACAAGCUAUAAGUCUGCUCGAUCUGUCUUUUCUAGCUACAGGACUGCACCUUCAACGUUCACCGGUAUUGGUAUUGAACAUUCUCCACACGACUCCAGUAGGAAAGCAAAAAACGGCGCGGAGAGUUCGCAUCAAGUGAUCAGUAAAGUAACACUUGAUGCUCAGGAAUUAGCGAAACUCAUCGUCUCCAAAGCAUAUACUCUCGCUGGCUCCGGGCAUCGUAUCAACACCAACUAUAUGUUGGAUACAAAUUGGACGCCCAUUGUGUCUAGCAUUGUGACGUACAUGGAUACUCUAAAGGGACAACGACAGCCUGAGUCUUUGGACACGGUAUCUGAGAGGAUUGUUGUUGAAAUAAAGCGAAUGAUGUCUACAGAUGAGAAGUACGAAACAGACAAAAUAAAACGUUAUGUUAAGUGGGUGAUAGGCGUACAUGUGGCAGCGUACAGAAAUAACCAGAUUGUACGACAACCGCAAGUCUUCAGCAGCGACUGGUUAGAGCAUCUCCGUGUAAGAGGCAUCCUUUCAGAUCCGGAAGACGAACUCAAUUGGUCUAGUCGGGGGCAACACGUUGAGUAUGCGGCUGGUGAGACAAGUGAGAUACCACUUCGAACAGAGAAGGUUCUAGGUCACAGCGGAACCGCACUCGUCGAAAGCGUCAUGUGUCGCCGAAUUCGCUUAGCCAGGAAGACUGUCCGUUGCAGCAGAAGAUUGACCCGAGAAGAUGCUAUCAACGAAGUGGAACAUCUUCAGCGACUUGCUCACUCCCAUAUCGUGAGGGUUGUGGGGACCUAUACAUUGAAGAAAGAUCUGGCGAUAUUGCUUUAUCCGGCCGCUGAAUGGAACCUUGAGCAGUACAUGGAUGAGAUAGUCGAGUCUAAACAGUCAGACGAACGGACUUCGCGAUGCGACUGUCUCAGUGUCGCGAUUGGCUGCCUUGCUCAGACAGUCAAGUUCAUUCACGACAAGAAUGUAAAGCACAUGGACAUAAAACCAGCGAACGUAUUAGUCAGACACUUAGGCUCCACUAUUCCGAAAUACAAGGUCUACCUUGCGGAUUUUGGUAUAGCUCGCGCCUACCAGACAGCUGCCGAGGCUGAUACCGAAUCACCCACUGCGUUCACCCGAACGUACGCUGCACCGGAGGUCGUAACCCAGGAAAAGCGGGGCCUCAGCGCAGACAUAUUUUCUCUCGGCUGUGUAUAUAUGGAGAUGGUGGCUACGUUAGCCUCAGGAAACCACGCAACCCUGAACAAGCGUCGAGGAAACCACUCAAACCUGAACAAACGUCGAGAACUGCAGAGUAUCCUAUUCAGAAACGGUAGUGAUAGGCAACAAACUUCCUAUGAAGCCAACAUUUCUCAGGUCCAACACUGGUUCGAGAAUUGUGCCGCUCAAGCUGGUUCUUCACUCGAAAGCGUCCCCGAUGCGUUGCUUGAUAUGCUGCCUCAAAUGAUCGAUAGAUCACCACAAUUAAGACCGCAAGCAUGGAAGGUUGCGGCUUGCUCUUGGGAAAUAAUGGUUCAUACAUGUCAUGAUGGUUCAGAGCCUUUUGAAGCCGCCAGACGUUGGGACAAUUGA
Messenger RNA from Didymosphaeria variabile, 2220 nucleotides. RefSeq lists its product as uncharacterized. The transcript has 2 exons. Gene Ontology annotation, molecular function: protein serine/threonine kinase activity; ATP binding. The record is from RefSeq and is a predicted model, not a curated record. Bases 1 to 2220 code for a protein of 739 amino acids. Gene Ontology annotation, biological process: peptidyl-threonine phosphorylation; peptidyl-serine phosphorylation. NCBI's taxonomy places the organism in Eukaryota, Fungi, Ascomycota, Dothideomycetes, Pleosporales, Didymosphaeriaceae.